Messenger RNA from Perkinsus marinus ATCC 50983, 249 nucleotides. RefSeq names its product tim10, putative. The coding region runs from base 1 to 249 and encodes 82 amino acids. Gene Ontology annotation, cellular component: mitochondrial inner membrane. Gene Ontology annotation, biological process: protein insertion into mitochondrial inner membrane. NCBI's taxonomy places the organism in Eukaryota, Perkinsozoa, Perkinsida, Perkinsidae. The transcript has 3 exons. The record is from RefSeq and is a predicted model, not a curated record.
AUGUCCACAGAAGUAUCUGCCGCCCAGAUGGCCGUUGCCGAGAUGCGCGGUCUUGCCGACACUUUCUCCCGUCUCACUGAAGCCUGUUAUAAGAAGUGCAUCCCGAAUGUGAAGGAGGGCCAGCUCAACGUGGGGGAAAUGAGUUGUACUGAUAGGUGCGUGUCGAAAUACUUAGAUGUCCACACUCUAGUCGGUACUGAACUGAACAACAUAACUCAACAAGCCCAGCAAGGCUCGGCACAACAGUAA